AGGACGAGGGGAGUAAAAAAAAAAAAGGUACUCUUUCACGCUCUUUGAAACAGAGUACUUUGCGCCAUUUUUCCUCUUUCCUAUUUUAUUGUACAAAAAAGCAGCUUGAGAUCAGCCAUGAAGAUACCUCCAAACACUCCUCAAAGUUUGCCACGCGCCGCCGCUAACGCCCCCCCAUUAUCACCACUGGUAUUUUCUCCGGCCAAUGAAAAAGGUCAAGUUUCGGGUAGUGGGUCAAGAAAAAGACCUGCACCACACUCAUUUGACCCGACCCAUGUUCAUCAUCAAGGUUCUUCACACAAACACAGACAAUCUGGUAACGCCCCUGCUGUUGUUCAAGAUCGCGUGGCAUCAUUAAAACCAUCUAUCCAACAGUCUGAAGCAUCGACCAAAGCUAAAGGAUGUCGGACUAGUGCUGUGGCGGAAAGUCAGUUAGGCCAAACCAAUACUUCACCAGCUAUGCAGCUAGAGUCAAGAUUACUAAAAGAAGUGAAGGCAGAAAUUGAAGAUGUUGCACCUGAUAUUAUUCAAGGUGGUAUCGGUGAAGCUCUUCUUCCUCCUCCUCCUUGUACUACUGUCGUUCAAGGGAUAAAUCUAAGCAAGCAGCCAACUUGCAUCAUAGAUGUCAAUUUCCUUCAACGAGUGGCUGUUGCUUUUGAAGAAGUAAAAGCAAAUCAAGAAGAAAGCACAAAAAUGGCGAAACAAUCACUUACCAUGAAUCCGAGUCUUGAGCCAACUUUUCUAGCCAUCCGCAAAAAACACGGAGACAUUACAAAGGAUUGUCCUAUGGAGUCAGGCGACAUGCUUACCUCUGUUCUAGAAGUCAUAUGUAAGGCUGUCCAAGAACUCCAAAAGAAACGUUUGACUGAAGUUGAUCGUAAUCUCUUGAACUCCUAUUACUUAGUAGUCAAGGAUGCUGAGAAAAUGAAGGUGAAUGUCAACUGGUUAAGAAUUCGGCUUGAUGAGAUUAGAGAUGCAAUAAAUUGUAUUGUUGAGACAAAAAAGAUCAAUGAUGAGAUGAAUAGGCUUGCGGAACAGAAUGAAAAUGACAAGAAGAAUCUCGAAUCAAUGAAAGUUGAAUUGGAGAAACUCAAGUCUGAAAUUGGGAGAAGGGAAAGUAAGCUUAACAUGGAAACGCUGGUGACUGAAGAGCUGAGCAAUAUGAUUAAUAAACGGGCACUCAGAAUUCAGCAGUUCCAAAACAUGCCGUUGAUGGAAGCAUUUCCAUAGUUCUACUGUUUCGACAUCUUUUGUCUACCCUUAGUCCAUACUGAUGUUUUAGGAUCGAUUUCCUCUCUAGCUUAUUGUUACUUACCCACAGUGUCAUUUGAUCUGGCACAAGCUGAGGAUGAAUUUUACUCUUAGUUGCUGCCAUGGCGUAACUGGUAAAGUUGCUGUCAUGUGACCAGGAGGUCACGGGUUCGAGCAGUGAAAACAGCCUCUUGCAGAAAUGCAAGGUAAAGCUGCGUACAAUAGACCCUUGUGGUCCGGCCCUUCCCCGGACCCCGCGCAUAGCGGGAGCUUAAUGCACCGGGCUGCCCUUUUUUUUUUUUUUUUUUUUAUGGUUCAGAUACCUCAUCGGAUCUAACUCUCACAUCUCAGUAGUUGGUGGGAGCUUUUUUGUACCGGAUAUUAUAAAAUGUUCCAAGGGGGGAAUAUAAGCAUUUUUGCUGCCACAUGUUUGCAAAUUGGAAAUACC
Lycium barbarum (goji berry) is the source of this 1699-nucleotide messenger RNA. RefSeq lists its product as uncharacterized. The transcript is spliced from 2 exons. NCBI's taxonomy places the organism in Eukaryota, Viridiplantae, Streptophyta, Magnoliopsida, Solanales, Solanaceae. The record is from RefSeq and is a predicted model, not a curated record. Bases 118 to 1230 code for a protein of 370 amino acids.